CAAACACUCAGGCAGGAGUGUGGUUCCCUGUGGCUCUGCAUCUUCUGCUUAAGGACUUCAGCCGAAAAGAGUGGCUGGUGCUGAGCACACUUGGAGAUGGCACACCUGGAGAUGGCGAACCAGUUCCUCUGGUCCUUACUCGCUGAGAGCCUGACAGAUGGUGCUAUGAAGCAGGACCAAACGAGGAUUACACUCUGUCUAGAGGCUCCGUGUUCAUCCUUCUGGGCAGGAGCUGAGCAUCCGCUGGAGCCAGAGUGCCCACUCCUCCCCCCUGGCAGAGCACCCAGCUGGGCUGUGGAAAUUCAUCCUGUCUUUGUGUGCAGACACAGUGCUUACGUGUCUGACAAGGACAAAAAUAAAAGGAGGAUGGGAGGAGCAGGCUAGGAAUAUUCCUUCCUCAGGCUCACUGUGGAGCAAUCAAGGUGAGGAGCCUGGGGAAAACAAAGCAGGAAAAAGGACUGAACCAGCACUGCAAACUGGUCGCCUAUGCUCUGGCACAUCUCCAAGGAGGAGAAAAGAAUGAGAUCUUCACACCGAAACACCAGACUGUUCAUUUUCAUUGCCCUACAAAAUCUAAACCUGCAUUAUCUUUGAAUUGCUAAUUAAAAAGGGGCCUUUAAUGCAGGCAGGGUGUCAGCAUGGAGCAAGCAUGUCCCCAGGGAACAGCAGCCGUGCUCUGGCUUUCCUGCUGACCGGCAUUCCCGGGAUGGCUCGUUUCCACCGCUGGGUUUUCUUCCCUUGCUGUCUGAUGUAUCUCAUCACAAUGCUGGGAAAUGGCACCAUCCUGCUCGUCGUGAGAUUGAAUCGAAGGCUCCACCAGCCCAUGUACUACUUUCUUUCGAUGCUGGCCAUCACGGACCUGGGCCUGACUCUGUCCACCCUGCCCACGGUUCUGCGCGUCUUUUGGUUUGGCACUGGAGAGAUCAGCUUCCCAGUCUGCCUCACCCAGAUGUUCUGCAUCCAUGCCUUCUCCUUCAUGGAGUCCUCAGUACUUCUAGCCAUGGCCUUUGAUCGCUAUGUGGCUAUCUGCUGUCCAUUGAGAUACUCCUCCAUCCUCACCAGUGCCAGGAUUGCAAAGAUUGGGCUGGGGAUGGUCUGCCGCUCUCUGACGCUGCUCCCACUUAUCUGCCUGCUCACGCAACUGCAGUUCUGCAGGUCCCACGUGCUGUCCCACUCCUAUUGCCUGCACCAGGACAUGAUACGGCUGGCAUGCACUGACUCCACCCUGAACAGCCUGUACGGCCUAACCCUGGUGCUGUUCGUGAUCCUAGACUCAGUGCUCAUCACCUUGUCCUACACCAUGAUCAUUAAGGCCGUGGUGGGCAUCACCUCCAGAGAGGAGCAGACCAAAGCCCUCAACACUUGUGUCUCUCACUUCUGCGCUGUCCUCAUCUUCUAUGUCCCCAUGGUCGGCCUGUCCAUUAUAUACCGGUAUGGGAAGAAUGCUGCACCCUUCAGCCACGCGCUCAUGGCCAAUGUCUACCUUUUUGUCCCGCCUGUGUUGAACCCCAUCAUCUACAGCAUGAAAAACAAGCCCAUUCGUAAAGGCCUCCUCAGGCUUCUGUGGCAAAGACUGGCCUGGCCUGACCAUGGCUAGCAUCCCAGGAGUCAUUGAAAAGUGGGAAGCUUGCCUACAUGAAAUGCCCAUAAAAAGUGACAGGUCGAACUUAAGCAGG
This is a messenger RNA of Aquila chrysaetos chrysaetos, 1676 nucleotides long. Its product is annotated as olfactory receptor 51I2-like. Gene Ontology annotation, molecular function: olfactory receptor activity; G protein-coupled receptor activity. The record is from RefSeq and is a predicted model, not a curated record. Gene Ontology annotation, biological process: G protein-coupled receptor signaling pathway. Bases 620 to 1597 code for a protein of 325 amino acids. Gene Ontology annotation, cellular component: membrane. The transcript is spliced from 3 exons. NCBI's taxonomy places the organism in Eukaryota, Metazoa, Chordata, Aves, Accipitriformes, Accipitridae.